CCGUACUUUCUCGCUUUGCGAAAGUCGCCGAAUCAAUUGCUUUGGGCAACUGGGGCAACGAAUUCUCGGUUUUGGAUAAUUGUCAAGUUUGUCAAGUAAACGUUCUGGAGGAUUGACACGUGAUUGUACAUGUAAUAAAUAUACGGAUAUUCGAAAUAUCAAAGUCUGUGACAUUUCGGUCAAAUUAAUAAACGUCAGUCAAUAUCUAAAUGGCGGACGUUCGUGAUAUUUUAGACAUCGAAGUACCAACAACUCCUGAGGUGACAAAAGAGGCAAUAUUUGGAGGGGACAAGAAAAACAGAAAAAAAUAUGAGUACAAAGUUCCAAAGCGGCCCGAAGGCAUGCACAGAGAGGUUUUUGCUCUACUUUGCAAGGACAACAAUGAAGUUCCGCCACUCUUCCCUACGGACACUGGAAAAGGUUACAAGCAAACAAAGGCAAAACUUGGAAUGCGCAAAGUUAGGCCUUGGAAGUGGACUCCAUUCACUAAUCCUGCUAGAACUGAUGGUGCCGUAUUUCAUCACUGGAGACGAGUUGCAGAUGCUGGAAAAGAGUACCCUUUUGCAAAAUUCAACAAAAAAGUUCCAAUCCCUUCGUACACUGAUGGCGAAUAUGUUCAGCAUUUAGUAACGAGUGGAUGGACUAGGUCAGAAACAGAUCACUUAUUUGAUUUGUGCAGAAGAUUUGAUCUUAGGUUUAUCAUCAUCAGAGAUAGAUGGGAUCGUAACAAAUUCCCAGAUAGAUCAGUUGAAGAUCUGAAGGAACGCUAUUAUCAAGUCUGCGCUGCUUUGACAAGAGCAAAAUCCCACAAUGAUAAAGUUUAUACGUUCGAUGCGGAGCAUGAGAAGAGACGAAAGGAGCAACUGAAAAAAUUGUUUGAUAGAACACCUGAACAAGUGGAAGAGGAGCAGACUUUAUUGGCUGAAUUACGAAAAAUUGAACAGCGAAAAAAAGAAAGGGAUCGUAAGACCCAAGAUCUACAAAAGCUCAUCACCGCAGCAGAUCAUCAAGUCGAUUCUAGGAAAACUGAAAGGAAAUCUACCAAAAAAAAUAAUAGCUCAAAUAGAAAUAGACCUGCUAAGGUUGAUUCCGCUAAUGUGAGUUUUGUCUUGAAUAGUCAUUGCUAUUUUUCAACUGGAGCUUGUCGUUCUCUGAUGAUAUUCUCAAUAACCAAUAAUUUCCAGGUCGUCGAAUCAGCUGGAAUCAAGUUUCCUGACUUCAAAAAUAGCGGAGUGAGUCUUCGUUCACAAAGGAUCAAGUUACCCAGCAGUCUUGGCCAGAAAAAAAUGAAAAGCAUUGAACAAAUGCUCACUGAGCUUCAUUUGGAAUUAAAUCCUCCACCAACGGAACAGAUCUGUCAACAGUUCAACGAAUUGCGUAGCGAUAUCGUACUCCACUAUGAGCUCAAGGGUGCUCUAGCUACUUGUGACUAUGAGCUACAGUCAUUGCGACAUCAAUAUGAAGCAUUAGCUCCUGGCAAGACUUUAACUAUUCCACCCUCACUUCUGCCCAAAGUUAUACCUGAAGUGAAAGCAGAUAUUAUCGAUGUCGUCGGAUCGCCUAGUAUACCCAAUGUAACCCAAUAGAACGGCGAAUUUACAUCCUAUACGUUUCAUUUUCAAGCAUAAGGGAAAUAGUAGAAAAAAUAUACCUAUUAAUAUUUUAAUAGAAUCUUCAUUUAUA
Molecule: messenger RNA, 1683 nt
Organism: Athalia rosae (coleseed sawfly)
Lineage: Eukaryota; Metazoa; Arthropoda; Insecta; Hymenoptera; Athaliidae
Gene: DMAP1
Product: DNA methyltransferase 1-associated protein 1
Exons: 5
Coding region: 210-1586 (458 amino acids)
Biological process (GO): DNA repair; chromatin remodeling; negative regulation of transcription by RNA polymerase II
Cellular component (GO): NuA4 histone acetyltransferase complex; nucleus; Swr1 complex
Molecular function (GO): transcription corepressor activity
Source: RefSeq, a predicted model, not a curated record